Messenger RNA from Entelurus aequoreus (snake pipefish), 3324 nucleotides. RefSeq names its product tachykinin receptor 3-like (gene tacr3l). Gene Ontology annotation, molecular function: tachykinin receptor activity. Gene Ontology annotation, cellular component: plasma membrane; sperm midpiece. The coding region runs from base 79 to 1272 and encodes 397 amino acids. The record is from RefSeq and is a predicted model, not a curated record. The transcript is spliced from 5 exons. Gene Ontology annotation, biological process: G protein-coupled receptor signaling pathway; positive regulation of flagellated sperm motility. NCBI's taxonomy places the organism in Eukaryota, Metazoa, Chordata, Actinopteri, Syngnathiformes, Syngnathidae.
UUUCCCUGCACUUCAUCCCCAGCGAGGGAGGGGUUGUCUGUAUUUGAUGUAAAUGUCACGACCGACAGAUUAGUAUUAAUGUGUUGCCGCAGAUGUGAUAAAGUGAUUGUUGCAGCACGACAGACAACAUCCCCUCCAGUCAUGGCCUCGGACCCGAACGGCUCCAUUGCCAGCCGCAGCCCGGCCAACCAGUUCGUUCAGCCGGCGUGGCGAGUGGCGCUGUGGGCCCUGGCUUACUGCGCCGUUCUCGGCGUGGCGCUGCUGGGCAACGCGGUGGUCAUCUGGAUCAUCGUGGCGCACAGGCGGAUGAGGACCGUCACCAACUAUUUCUUGCUCAACUUGGCGCUGUGUGACGUGUCCACGGCCGCCUUCAACACGCUCGUCAACCUGAUCUACGCGGCCCACGGGGAUUGGUACUUCGGGGAAGUUUACUGCAGGUUCCACAACUUCUUCCCGGUCGCCGCGGUGUUCGCCAGCAUUUACACCAUGACCGCCGUCGCCAUUGACAGGUACAUGGCCAUCAUCCAUCCUCUGAAGCCUCACCUGUCAGCCAAAGCCACUCUCGCUGUGAUUGUGCUCAUCUGGAGUCUGGCCGUGGUCCUGGCCUUCCCGCUUUGCUACUUCUCCACAACCCGAGUCCUGCCCCGCAGGACCCUGUGCUACGUGGCAUGGCCCCGCAUGGCAGACGACGCCUUCAUGUAUCACAUCGUGGUGACUGUUCUGGUCUACGUGGUGCCUUUAGUGGUGAUGGGCAUCACCUACUCCAUUAUUGGGGUGACCCUGUGGGGCGGGGAGAUUCCUGGAGACACAUCUGAUAAUUAUCAUGGACAGCUGGGGGCUAAAAGGAAGAUUGUGAAGAUGAUGGUGGUGGUGGUGGUGACCUUCGCCCUCUGCUGGCUGCCCUAUCACGUCUACUUCCUGGUGACAGGCCUCAACAAGCGCCUGAGCAGGUGGAAGUCCAUCCAGCAGGUGUACCUGGCAGUGCUGUGGUUGGCCAUGAGCUCCACCAUGUACAACCCCGUCAUCUACUGCUGCCUCAACGGCAGGUUCCGGGCCGGCUUCAAACGAGUGUUCCGCUGGUGUCCGUUUGUCCGGGUGUCGAGCUACGACGAGCUGGAGCUCCAGAACCGGAGGCUGCGCCCGGGUCGCCAGAGCAGCAGGUGCACAACACUCUCCCGGGUCGACAGCAGCAUCCUCAGUAAGGACAAGAGCGUCUGCUCUCGUGGAAAUAGGUCAAAGUGUAAACCGGAGCCCGAAAAUAAACAUAAUUAAUUCAUUAGUUUUAGUAUUUAUUAUUAUUACAUAAAAUCAUGUUUUGUUUAUUGGCUAAGUUGUUAGUUAAAUUAAGUAUUUAAUCCAACACAAUACAUUUGUGGAACAAUGUACUGUAAUUAAGAUUACCGUAUUUUUCGGAUUAUAAAUCGCUCCGGAGUAUAAAUCGCACAGGCCGAAAAUGCAUAAUAGAGAAGGAAAAAAACAUAUAUAAGUCGCACUAGAGUAUAAGUCGCAUUUUUGGGGGAAAUUUAUUUGAUAAAAUCCAACACCAAGAAUAGACAUUUGAAAGGCAAUUUAAAAUAAAUAAAGAAUAGUUAACAUCAGGCUGAAUAAGUGUACGUUAUAUGAGGCAUAAAUAACCAACUGAGAAUGUGCCUGGUAUGUUAACGUAACAUAUUAUGGUAAGAGUCAUUCAAAUAACUAUAACAUAUAGAACAAACAAAGCAAAACUAUACCUCAAUGAAAAUGCACUCCGUACUCUAUACUGCACCUUGGUACUCCCAUACCUUACAUACUGUGUUGAAGUAUGGGGGAAUACUUACCACAACACAAUUCAUCCUCUGAUCAUAUUACAGAAAAGAGCAGUGCGGAUCAUUCACAACGUUGGUUAUUUAGAACAUACUCAUAAUCUGUUUAUGCAAUCAAAGUUGCUCAAAUUUCAUGACCUUGUUAAAUAUAAUACAUUAAUAAUCUUAUAUAAAGCAUUUAACAAAUUAUUGCCGCCUAAUCUACAACGUUUUUUUAUAAGACGAGUGCAGGCUCAUAACUUGACAGGCUUUGGAUAUUUCUUAUUGCCGAGAGCUCAAACCACUCAAACGUUUUCGUGUGUCUGUAUGCGGAGUAAAACUAUGGAACAAACUGGACUUACAACACAAGCCAUGCCAAACUAUUAAUCAAUUUAAACUAUUAUACAAACAUGGGAUCUGGUUCAAAUAUAGAGCUGAGGGUCUUUAAUUUGACCUGCUGCUGUACUCUUCUCAAAGUGAUAACGUGCUAAAAAAAUUAUCUUCUUCCCACUCCCUUUCAGGCAAAACUGGACAAUCAUGCUUUACAGACUAUACAUUACCUUUUGCACUUUAUUAAUUUAUAUUAUUAUGUGUUGUCAACUUUGUACUUUUUUAUGUCAUUGCCUGAAAUAAAUAAAUAAAUGAAAGAAAAAAAAAAGAAUGAACAUGCUAUACGUUUACCAAACAAUCUGACAUAUUUCACUGCUUCCAGCUUGUAACCUGCAGUAUAUGAUUUCCUUUUCGGUGCCAUUUUUGUUCAGCCUUUGUCAGUUUUUUAUAAGUUACCGCCAAUGUUGAAAUGAUCAGUUUUCAUAUGGUACGGAAGUAGUAGCAGGUAGCAUCUUUUUUUUCACAAUGCACUUCUGCCAUGACCCGCCCCCGCCAAAUUUGUGUGACGAUAGCUGAUAUACGCCUAGUCUCUUAUGUGAAUGAGAUAAAUAAUAUUAUUGGAUAUUUUACGGUAAUGUGUUAAUAAUUUCACACAUAAGUCGCUCCAGAGUAUAAGUCGCACCCCCGGCCAAACUAUGAAAAAAACUGCGAUUUAUAAUCCGAAAAAUACGGUAUCUAUGUUUAUCAUCUCUUUUGUUUACAUGGCAAAGGUGCUGUUUAUAGUUAGUGUUUAUAUGUAAUAUAUUUUCAUGUACUGUAUGUCCUAUGUAAUAGUGAUACAAUAUGCUUAGGAUCAACAACUGUUGGGAUGUCAACCAAAGUAUAAAAAUGUUUUGUACUAAUAGUUAGAGGUGUCAUGAUACAACUUUUUUCCUUCUGAUAAGAUACCAAUAUUGGCACCCUGAGUGUUGGCCGAUACGGAUAUUAAUCCGAUACGAUAUCAAUUAGAGUACUUGUCAUUUUAUAGUGCUGAAUGUUGGAUCAAGUUGAUCAAGUGGAAUUACUCAAACAUAGAACAACCAUUGUGGCAUUAAAGUGCAUACUAAUCAUUUUGUAGUGUGGAAUGUAGUGUUGUCCCGAUACCAAUAUUUUGGUACCGGUACCACAAUUAUUUCGAUGCUUUUCUGUACUUUUCUGUACUUUUCUAAAUAAA